Messenger RNA from Pelagomonas calceolata, 1299 nucleotides. The record is from the annotation of a GenBank genome assembly. NCBI's taxonomy places the organism in Eukaryota, Pelagophyceae, Pelagomonadales, Pelagomonadaceae.
CAGUCGCGCCCGUUGGUUACUGAGCGCAAAAAGGGCCAGUGCGUGUACCAAACGCGCGCCGCGCGCACUAAAACCGCGUCUAAUCAUCGCCCACACACCUAACAUUGCUGCCCCGCGCCAAAAAACCGCGCGCGCAGCCGCGCCGCGCGCGUACACACACGACCUUCGCCACGAUGGCAUUGCCGCUGUCCUAAAUAGCGCACGCGCGGCCGUAGAACCACGCGCGUCGCUGCGUACAGCACCGCCGCGGCCUGUUGCGAGACCCCGUCGCGACGCGCCCCCAAAAAAUCGCGCAGCCGCGCAGCUCGCGCCGCGCCGACAAAAAAAACUUGAAGCGCGCCCGCGCGCACAGAUGAUUACGCGCAGGUUGUAGCAGCCGCAGCAGAAACUUCGUCCCGCACAGCAGAGCGCUUCGUCCACAGUGGCGCGAUCCAAGCCGCCCCUCCCUAAUCGUUGGUCGGUGGGCGGUCGGCGCCAGAAUUUCCGUUCGCGCGUCGCCGACGGUCGGUCCCGCCCAGGCUCGGGUCUCAGGUCACGGUGGAUGUAAUGCACUUAAAAGAAUCACGGUGGUAUCGCCACCAUGCGUGACGCGGCGUGAAAAUACAACACGAGCUCGCAAACGUCACCGGUGGAUUCGCCGCAGGUGUUGACGGCGGCCCGAGUCGACCCUACUAUACUCCCUACCCCAUAUCCUACUACCCCCACUACCUCAUACUACUCCCCACCUACUUUAUGGCCGGCCUUCAGAAUAAUCGUGGACGAAAGCGCCGCGCCGUGGCCGUCGGUUUCAAAUUGUUGACGGCGGCCCCUACUGCCCCCAUAUCCUACUACCCCCACUACCUCACUACUACUCCCCACCUACUUCAUGGCCGGCCUUCAGAAUAAUCGUGGACGAAAGCGCCGCGCUGGACGAAAGCGCCGCGCCGUGGCCGUCGGUUUCAAAUUGUUGACGGCGGCCCCUACUAUACUUCCUACCCCAUAUCCUACUACCCCCACUACCUCAUACUACUCCCCACCUACUUUAUGGCCGGCCUUCAGAAUAAUCGUGGACGAAAGCGCCGCGCCCGGGCGAGACCUCAAAUGACCAAAUUCGGCCGGUGACGUCGGCAGCCUCUCCCUCCCUGGCUGAAGCACGCAAGAAGAGAACCCUCGGAUGCGUAUGCGGGUGCCGGGGAGAUGCAAGAUGUUGGGCUAUUUGGUGCGGGUUUUCUAUGAUUACUCUAGCCCUACACGGGCCAGCCUUGGACUGGGGACAUAUGCGCUGCGUCCUCAGAGAGAUAUAGCCCACGGGGAACGGGC